This is a messenger RNA of Mangifera indica (mango), 660 nucleotides long. RefSeq lists its product as uncharacterized. The coding region runs from base 1 to 660 and encodes 219 amino acids. The record is from RefSeq and is a predicted model, not a curated record. Lineage: Eukaryota; Viridiplantae; Streptophyta; Magnoliopsida; Sapindales; Anacardiaceae. The transcript has a single exon.
AUGGACCCCACUUUCCGUCACCGCCGAUCCCCUUCCUCUGAUCGAUUCCUUGGCAUCUCCUCCUCAACCUCCACCACCUCUGAAGUCAACGAUGACGAGCUGAACGAGGAUGAUAUUUUAUGGACCAGCGACGACUCAACGGAAUCAAGUACUUUCACUACCAGUACUAGGGCCAGCGCCACACCAACCGCUGUCUUCUCCCCGGUCAAAAAUCACAACCGUUUGCAAUCCUUCACGCAAGGUUCUGGAAUUCUCGCGGCGUUACCAGAGCACGAUAAUCGUCCGGUUCUCUACCGCAAAUCGUCUGUAUCGUCCUCAACGUCCUCGACGUCAGCGAAGAUGAUUCCGACGUUGCCGAAGCCACCGCAGAUGGAGAGGUCGCAAUCGAUGCCGAUGAGAAAGUACCAGCACUCGGCACCUAUGAACGUGCCGGUUUUGUCAAUUGCGAUAGCGAAGCGGAGGAAUAGUAGGUUUUUGGAGUUAGAUGAGGAGGAUGGAGACGAUGAGAUGUUGCCACCUCACGAGAUUGUAGCGAGGGGCUCUGGGAUGUCGCCGAAGACGACGUUUUCGGUAUUGGAAGGAGUCGGGAGGACUCUGAAAGGGAGAGAUCUGCGGCAGGUGAGAAAUGCUGUGUUUCGUCAGACGGGUUUUCUUGAUUGA